GUGGACUGGCGGGUGAAUUGUGCGGCGCUGGGGCAAUUGGUUUGUUGGUGCCCCAAUUGAUGACAACGGAAGCAACCCCCUUUUGCUUGGAGGUAGGUGCGCUCCUCGGGGGUGAGUUUCUUGAGGCGGGAGGGUGGGGUAGAUGAGGGUGGUCGAGAGCUGCAACCUCUGUGUUCCAUCCUCAUGAAUUGGACGACAUUGAGCUCCUCGGAAGAGAGGGAUGAAGAAUCGAGUGAAUCGGAAGAUGCGUCGGGGUCCGGUGUAGUGAACUCGUCCGAGGAGGUGGUGGAGGUGGUGUCCUCGAAGGCAAUGUUGUGGAAGAAGCGAGGGCGGGAAGGGGCCGAUUUGGGGAUAGUUGAGGUGAUAGUGGAGGUGGAUAAGAGGGGUUUUGAUUGGGGGGGGAUGGUUGAUGACUGUGUGACGGCGGGGGUUGUCGCCUUGGGCGAGAGGGGAGGUGGAGUGGCCACGGUGGAGGUAGUGGUGGAUGAAGAUGGCGGUGAUGUUGAUGUGGAGGUUGAAGCAGAGGCUUGCCCGGAGGAGGGGGUGGUUUGGGGUGUGGAGGAGGGGGGUGUCGUCGUGGUGACAACCAUGAUGGUGGGGGUGUUUCCCUCGAGCGUGGUGACGUGGUCGCAUAUGGCCGACAUGUUGGCCUUUAUGUCGUCGAGAGAGGCGGUGACGGAGGUUCGGAGGGUGUUGAGUGCGUGGAGGAUGGCGGAGAGGUCGGGGGUGGCGGUGUUUGCUGGUGGUUGUUCGCCUGCGAGGUUGCGGGCGAUGCUAUCGAUCGAGUCGGUGCGGAUGUCGGACAUGUUGAUGGAGGAUGCGGUCAUGUCGGGGGAAGAGGGGGUGGAGGAUGCGGCCGAAACAGAUGUGGAGGAUGCCGCAGCAGUGGUGGCAGCAGCAGCGGCGGCGGCGGCGGCGGCGGCACGUUGGGAGUUCUUGGUUUGGCGUGGUGGCAUGUGGAGGUGGGGGGGGCAACUCCUAUUUGCAAGAAUAGAGCGUAAAUUAAUUUGAAUUUAUUCGAAAAUGAUUCGCGAGUGUAUUUUUCAAGAAAAUACGAAAGCAAAAUUUUCAGGAAUUUCCAAAUGAAGAAAAGGAAUAAUU
Molecule: messenger RNA, 1101 nt
Organism: Chara braunii
Lineage: Eukaryota; Viridiplantae; Streptophyta; Charophyceae; Charales; Characeae
Source: the annotation of a GenBank genome assembly